Molecule: messenger RNA, 4355 nt
Organism: Labrus mixtus (cuckoo wrasse)
Lineage: Eukaryota; Metazoa; Chordata; Actinopteri; Labriformes; Labridae
Gene: slc17a9b
Product: solute carrier family 17 member 9b
Exons: 13
Coding region: 472-1872 (466 amino acids)
Biological process (GO): transmembrane transport
Cellular component (GO): membrane
Molecular function (GO): transmembrane transporter activity
Source: RefSeq, a predicted model, not a curated record
AUGGGAGAGGGGCCGGAGCCAGAGGCGUCUCUCCGGCGUUGUUUUAAAUGAUACCGUAAUGGAUGAUUUGGCGGACUAGGCAGGUGAAAAGCGGGUUUAAGAGAGAGAAAUCACUUCCUGAUUAACCCUACCGAUCAGAAGAAGAACUGCGCGGCCAAGAGGAGGCUGGAGAGAAAAACUGACACGUGGAUUACCCCUCCUCGGGCUUCAGAAAAAACAAGAGCUCCAUACGGCAGCCCAGCUUCGUGAUCACAUCAGCCCUGUUCCCAUGAGUCCACUCCUUGAAGUUAUGGAUUAAAAUUGUAGAAAACCCCGUGAUUUGAUCGCGCUUUUACUUUCUGAGAAGGUCUUUUUUUUUUUUUUUUCCUUCCUCUGUGAUCGUACAGCUUUUUACUUUUUCUGACGGAUCGACCGGAAAAAAAAAAAAAAAGCCGACGCGGUUGAGAGGAGGCUGCUGUUUCCUUGCGUUGAAUGGCAGUAAUUCAAAAAUAUGGCAAGAACUAUAGUCCAGAUUUGGUCUGUCACAAGGACAACCACCCGCCGGACAAGAUCGGAGACAAUGGGUGUCACAAGAAGUGGCCUGAACACAACACCAACUGGUCCAGGCCGGUGGCGAGGGUGUGGACGGUGGUGCUGCUGCUCGGGACAUGCCUCCUGUACUGCGCCCGUGUGGCGAUGCCCAUCUGCGCCGUCAGCAUGGCGGAGAAGUUCAGCUGGAGCAAGAGGGAGACCGGGAUGGUGCUGGGCAGCUUCUUCUGGGGCUACUGCUUCACCCAAGUGUUCGGAGGCUACGUCAGUGACAGGGUGGGAGGUGAGAAGGUGCUCCUGCUGUCUGCAGCGGCCUGGGGGUCGAUGACAGCCUUCACCCCGAUCCUGGCCCACUUCUGCUCCCAGCCAAUCCUCUCAAUGACGCUGGCUCGCUUCCUCAUGGGCCUGUUGCAGGGAGUUCAUUACCCCUCUCUGGCGAGUCUGUGCUCUCAGAAGGUGGUGGAGAGUGAGAGAGGCUUCCUAAUGAGCACUGUUGGAAGUGGCUCCUAUCUGGGCACUCUGGUGAUUGGAGGGGCUGGCUCUCUCAUGUUGGACCUGUAUGGCUGGGAGAGUGUUUUCUAUGUGUCUGGUCUGCUCUCCGUCCUGUGGGCGUACUGCAUGUGGAAAUAUCUGCUCAAAGGAGAAGGGCCUAUCAUCACCCUGGAGUCCCUGGGAAACAGUGGAACACAGUCCAAACUUACCAAGAGACAUUGGUUACGGCUCCUAAAACAACCUGCAGUCUGUGCUGUGAUUGUAACGCACCUUUGCACAGCGAGCACUUUUUUCACUCUUCUGUCGUGGCUGCCAACCUUCUUCAAAGACACUUUCCCUGAAGCCAAGGGUUGGGUGUUCAAUGUCAUUCCCUGGUUGGUCGCCAUCCCCUCGUCCCUCUUCAGCGGCUGCUUGUCUGACCACCUGAUCAGUCAGGGCUAUGAUACAGCCUCUGUGAGGAAGUUGAUGCAGUUUUUCUCCAUGGGUGUGUCCAGUAUAUUUACCCUUCUUCUGUGUGGCACCACCACCUUUCCUUGGGCUGUAGCAUUUGUGUCAGCCACCAUGGGUCUCACCACCUUCAGUCACAGCGGUGUAUCAGUUAAUGUACAAGAUCUUGCUCCUUCCUGUGCUGGAGCUCUAUUUGGUGUUAUGAAUACCUGCGGUGCUUUCUCAGGGGUCCUGAUGGUGUAUUUCUCUGGGUAUCUCAUUGAGUCGACAGGCUCAUGGGCGACUGUGUUCGCCCUCAUCACCACAGUGAACCUGCUGGGUCUCUGCACAUUCCUGGCCUUCGCUGAGGCCCGACGGGUCGACAUUGACUCCGGUAAGGUUCGCCACCACAACAUUCACAUCUAAAGCAUCUUGUCAUCAGAGGGACUACGAUGCUGUUCCCAAGAGAUUUCGGGCAACCAGCGGCUCAGAAGACAUUGGAGAAGUACACAAUGGAUAAGGUGGCACACGGUGAAAUCCUGGGUGUAACAUCUGGAAAACUCUUACUGGCUCUUUGUCUGGAUGAGAACUUCCUGCAAUAGUCACUUCAAAGCACACAACAGAGCUUGCACAAUGUUACUGAAAAAUCCUCUGAAGCUAGGGCGCUGAAUCCUAGAACAACACAGCUGUGUUUGAGAAUGUUCACGAAAGUUCAGGGUGAAUCAGAAAAAGGUUACAGGAAGAAAAAAAAAAAAGCACUAACACUACCUCCAGGUCCCAGCUUGUGCAGCACGUGGAGGGUAAACAGUCCCUUGUUUACCUUUGUCUUUUGCUCCAGAAUGUGUUACUGACAGUCAGAAAAGUCAUGGAAAUCUAGUGUGUUGUCUGUGUGUGUGUUGAUGGAGCUUUGCGAGUGAUGGAUGUGUUAGUCCGAGAGCUGUGACAGACCAAGGUGGUGUGUUCUCACCCUGAAGAGAUGGUGGUGGUGGGGGGGGGGGGGGGGGCAGCGUGGCCACACGUGGGUGAUGCAAGGAGAGUCCAGCCUUUGUUAUGUGAAGUCUUUUAUUAGUACGCCCCACUCAGCCAUCACUGAGAGCAGUGUCUGAAUGACAGCUCAUUACCCAGCUGCUAAUUACUCCGCGGGCGCUCUAAUGUCCUGUACCAUUUACCUUCUACAGUCCCCAUCGCCAUGGUUACAAGCUGUUAAUAUUGUUUUAGUUCAAAGGAGGCGAGAACGAUCUACAAGACUUUUACUGAGUGCGCUUGUACCCGCUUGUCAUCAUGAAUAAUGUGUUUCGAACAGGAAGACCAAAGGUUGUAAAAUAUUUCUAUUUUCUUUCAGUGUGAUUGCAUGUAAUAUAAAAUACCUCACUCAAUUGUCUUGAGUACUUAUAUAUUUAUUUGGCUUAUUUUUUUGUCAAUUCCAUUUUUUAUUUGAAGAAAGAAAUGUAUUCAAUGAGGCUACAGAAGAAAUAAAUAUAUUAGAAAAGAUGGCAGAAAAUCAAAGUUAUUUAUUAAAAUUAUGAUGCAGUAUAAAUAAUCCUUUCUCUUUAACUUAUUCUUCCUUUCUGUUCUGCCGUCCGAGAAGCCUGGUUUAGUGAGAGAUAAAUUGGUUCAUAUUAUUUUUCUUCCAACUUGUUCUGCUCAAAGAUCCACUUGUUAUGGCACUUGAUGUCCUUGUUACCGUGGCGCUAGACUGGAAGUGUUGUAAGUGUCUGUAAAGGAGAUAGUGAGCACAGGAAUCCUUUUUCUUUGUGCUUCCAGAUUUAGUGUCUGUCUUAUGACAAUUUUACAUCUCGGACUCUUCCUGACUUUGUGAAAGUUGUGUAAAUGAUAUCAAGGGUUCAGGACCAGAGAUUAACUGGAGAACAUAUUUAGUGUUGAUGUAACAGCAAAGUAAGUAGCAACAUAAAGCUAGCUGCAUAGCUUCAGCUGAGUGUUCAGGUGACUUUUUUUUUUUUUUUUUAGAAUUGAGCUUUGGUCGACUCUUCACAGCACAAUUUAACAAUUAGGUGAUUUCAUUUUCAAUCUAGACGGUCACUUGACAAGUGAACCUUGAAUCUAUGCAUUCAUUAUUUUGUGCCUAUUUUAAGCUAUGGGAGACGAGUACAAUAUGCACGCCGUGGUCACGCAGUGUCUUUCAUUGGUUAUUGUCCAUCAACAUUUUGCCUUCCUUGUACGAGUUUUGUUUCCUUCAGUUUGACUUCACGUGCAAAGACACAUUGGCUCUUGAUCUAUGAGUUGUUUAAAAAUGACUUGGAAAAAUAUCCUUUGGUUGCAUAUUUUUCCAGGACACAUUUGAUUUCUGAAAUAUCAUUUAUUGUGAUGUUAUUUUCAUCGUCAUCAUGGUUAGUUGUGACAAAAUAUUAUUAAUUGUAUUUAUUUAAAUCUUUGCUCUCCGUCAUCUUUUUUUUUACAUCAAACACAUUGUGUAAGAAAUCACAAAUCUACUGACCAUAUAGAAUCAUUCAUUAUGAUAUUAAAAAUUAAGUGCAUACCAAAGGUAAAUGUGAUUCUGUAUUUAUUUUUGUUUGGUAGUGAUAAAACAGAUUAUGGGCUGCAGCCUUCGACAAGUUAUUCAGCUUUUUUUGUCAAACCAAUGCCCCACAUUCUUCUGCCGUUUUACCCACUUCAGCAAAUAUAUGUCAUUUCACCUGCCUUCAUCUCCAGCCUGUCCCUUUUUUUUGGUUAAUGUGUUAACAUUCUGUAAAACUUACGACUUCAUGUAAGAUAAAGCCGCAGUUCUUUUCGCCAGCUUCCCCUGAAAGCUUUCUGACGGAUAGUUUUUGAUAACAUCCAGGAUAUGUUUGACAAAAAAAAGGUAUAAUAAUGCAGUAUUCUUAUGCUUUUAAGAUAUGUUGUAUUUAAAAGCCUGUAUUACUUUUGAAUAAAAAUAUAUUUUGUCAACA